CGAGGACAGUCUACAGGAAAAGAUUGUCUGUAAAAAUUAUUGAAUUCUUGUUAAAAUUUAAUUAAAACUAGAUUAUUUAUGCUCCCGUUAAGAUUUUCUUCCUAGUUCACUUUAAAUUGCAUCCUUUACCCAUUGCGAAAAAUAUCCACUGAGGAUGUCUAAACGCGCGGCGGAAGAUCCCGCCGGAGGAGGUUCCGCUCCCGGUACCGGCGGUGGAGCGCCUCCUCCCAUCAAGAAGGUUCACUUCGAGCCGCACCUUAUUGGGCCGAUUUCAACGCUGGAGGAAAUGGACAUCAAGGUGCUGCAGUUUCAGAAUAAGAAGCUGGCCCAACGCAUCGAACAGCGGGUCCGCUGCGAAGCGGAACUCCGCCAGCGAAUCGAGCAACUGGAGAAACGUCAAACGCAGGACGAUGCCGUACUGAAUGUGGUUAAUCGCUACUGGAACCAGCUGAACGAGGACAUCCGCGUGCUGCUGCAGCGGUUCGACGCGGAGACGGCCGAUGAAUCGGAGAAUAAGAACGAAAAUGAGGUAACGACAUCCUUUUUGAUGCAACUAUCCACCUGGGACAAGGAGGAACUGGAUGACAAGUUGGCCAAUCGAGUCCAGGUGUCCAAGCGGGCGGUGGCAAAGAUAGUUCAGGUAUUUGAUCGGCUCAUGCAGCGAAACGAGAAGAUAACGCUCGCCAUGAAGGGUGAAUCCGAUGAUUCCGACGCUAAUGUGCCGGACAUCGACGAAACGUUGCGGCAGAGCUACACCGAAGUGAUGGCCGAGAACCGAAAUCUACAGACUCAGAACACUUUGCUGCAUGAGAAAUUCCAUACAAUUUCGCUAAAAAUGAGUGAAAUCCAAGAUGUGCUGAAUGGAAAGGAGACCGAAUCAGCGGAGCUGAAAAACCAGAUCGAUGAUUUGCAGUAUGAGCUGGAGAAGGUUCGCUGCAGGAAUGAUAAGUUGGAGAACCAUCUAGCGGAAGCGAUUGAGAAAUUGAAAGCGUAUCAUCAACUGCAUGGGGAUAUUUCCAGCUCGGAUAAGGACAAACACUCUUCGUCGUCUUCUAGCAGCGCUAAAGGUGGUUCAAUGACGAGUGUUGCCGCACAGCAUUUGGAGGAUCUGCAGAAAGAACUCGAAGAGUACAAAGAACUAGCCAACAACCGUCUGCAGGAGUUAGAUAAAAUCCAUCUACAGCACCGAGAGGCAUUGAAAGAAGUGGAGAAAUUAAAGAUGGACAUUCGUCAGCUACCGGAGUCCGUAAUAGUGGAAACGACCGAGUAUAAAUGCCUCCAGUCGCAGUUCUCUGUGCUGUACAAUGAAUCGAUGCAGAUUAAAACUUUACUGGACGAAAGUCGUAAUCAAUUACAGACGAGCAAGAACCAGCACUUGCGACAGAUCGAAAUGAUGGAGAGUGAAGAGUUGAUCGCGCAGAAGCGCGUCCGCAGCGACAUGAUUCAGAUGGAGGAUGUGCUUUCGCAAAUUCGUAAAGAAUACGAGAUGUUGCGGAUCGAAUUCGAACAGAAUAUGGCAGCAAACGAGCAAACUGCACCGAUUAAUCGCGAAAUGCGUCAUUUAAUAACUUCUUUGCAGAAUCAUAACGGUCAGCUGAAGGGAGAAGUGCAGCGGUAUAAGAAGAAAUACAAGGAAGUAUCGGCUGAUAACGUUAAACUAAGGAAAGAGCUGGAGGAUGUGACACUGAAAUUAACCACGCUGCAAGAGCAACAGCAAGCGGACAUCAAAAAGGAAAACGAGCAAGCUGCUGCUGCAGCGGGUGUUAAGGAAGAACCGGGGUCCUGCGAUGGUUUGGGUUUGGUGAAGGAUGAAAAUCCGGACGACCCUAGCAUGGGGGCAAUCAAGUCGGAAUCCGGCGAAGAAGGUGAUGGCAACGAUCCGAACGGUGUCAAAAAAGAGGAAAUCGGCCCGGAUGGGAAACCGAUAAAAUCGGAAGCACCGGGAACACCGAAAGGUGACAAAGACCAACGUGCUAAAUGUGCAGAGUCAGACUUGGUGCGAGAUUUGCGUAACCAAAUUAAGAAGGCUCUGAAUGAUCAGAAAGAAAUGAAGCUGCUGCUGGACAUGUACAAAGGGGUUUCGAAAGAGCAGCGUGAUAAGGUUCAGCUGAUGGCUUCGGAGAAGAAAAAAUGCGCUGAAAUAGACGACUUGAAGAAUCAAAUGAAAAAGUUGCAGGAAAGCAAGCGCGAAGAUAGGAAAAAGCUUGCGGAUGAGGAAGCUCUCAGGAAAAUCAAGCAACUGGAGGAGCAGAAGUACGAAUUGCAGAAGCAAGUUCAGAAUCAAAAGCAACCCGACAGUGCGUGGAGCGGCGGCUACCGGCCGUUCGUAGGAUCCCAUGUAGAAGAGGAGGCGCUGUUGAACGAGAUGGAAGUGACCGGCCAGGCGUUCGAAGACAUGCAGGAGCAGAACUCCCGCUUGAUUCAGCAGCUGAGGGAAAAGGAUGAUGCCAAUUUCAAGCUGAUGUCCGAUCGGAUUAAGGCAAACCAGAUGCAUAAACUGCUGCGAGAGGAGAAACAGGUGCUGGAAGAUCAGGUAACAACCCGCGACAGCCAGAUCGAAGCGAUGCACGUGGUCCUGCGCAAGCUGGAGGAAAAGGAACGCAUCCUGCAGAACACGGUGACCACGAUCGAGAAGGAGCUGGUGGCCCGACAGCAGGCGAUGGAAAUGCACAAACGCAAAGCCAUCGAAUCGGCCCAGUCGGCCGCCGAUCUGAAGCUUCAUCUCGAGAAGUAUCACGCCCAAAUGAAGGAAGCCCAACAGGUGGUGGCGGAGAAGACAAGCUCGCUGGAAGCGGAAGCCUACAAAACGAAGCGACUGCAGGAGGAACUGGCCCAGUUCAAGCGUAAGGCCGAACGCAUGAAGAAGAUCGAGAUGUCCGGAACCACGAUCGACGAGGUGAUGUUGGAGGAAAUCCGUGAGUACAAGGAAACGCUGACAUGUCCGUCGUGCAAGGUCAAACGCAAGGACGCUGUGCUGUCCAAAUGUUUCCACGUGUUCUGCUACGAUUGUCUGCGGACCCGGUACGAAACGCGCCAGCGCAAGUGUCCCAAGUGCAAUUGUGCCUUCGGGGCCAACGACUAUCAUCGGCUGUAUUUGUCCACGUAAAACCACAACAAAAAAGCAGGUCAGAUGCAAAGCUUUUCGGCAUACUUAUUAUUUAUGGAUGCAUCUAGAGAUUUUAGGUCUUUGUUUAUGUUUCAAGUGCAUCAAGUUUUUCCACUUUGUGGUAGUUUCUCCACUAGUUUCAGUAGUGGAAAUAUGUUCAUUUUUUCACUGAAUUGGAUCAUUGAAGCGAGUAAUGGAAAUUAUCUACCUUUAUUAUUGACGAAGAGAAUAUUAUCUCUUUACUGUACCUUCAGUAUAUAAUUUUUUAGUUUUCCCAAUCAAAGUUCUGAAUUUUUCUUAAAAAAUUUGCGCAAAACUGGAAAAAAGCGUGCACUACGUUUUUGUAGUUAUGAAGGCGUUAUUAAGCUUAUUAUAUCAACCGUUUUUAGAGAUAUUGUACGAUGCUUUGCUGAAAGUCAUUUCGUGUAAGUGUUCUAAUCAUGUGAAAUCUUAAGCCACAAGGAAAAGUGUUACAUUCUAUAAUUUCGUUGAAUUUAAGUCCAUUUUCUCAGAGUGAUUCUCAGCAAUAUAACGUACAGUCGUGUAAGUGAUAGCCCAACUAAUUCAAACCUAGUGUAAUUUAGGAACCUUAUAAAAUUUCCUAAAUCAACAAAUGUAAUCAAAUUUGGUACAAUCUACUAAUUGAACCGGAAAAUGCAGCAUUUACACAAAAUUAUUGGAGUACUGAUAAAACUGUUUAAUUAUUUUUUAUGUAAAAGUCUAACAGCUGACUUUUCCGAAACAGAAAACACUCAAUAGAUAAAUAAAUCCAUAAAAUGAAACACUG
Molecule: messenger RNA, 3893 nt
Organism: Sabethes cyaneus
Lineage: Eukaryota; Metazoa; Arthropoda; Insecta; Diptera; Culicidae
Gene: Bre1
Product: E3 ubiquitin-protein ligase Bre1
Exons: 6
Coding region: 155-3106 (983 amino acids)
Cellular component (GO): nucleus; HULC complex
Molecular function (GO): ubiquitin protein ligase activity; metal ion binding
Source: RefSeq, a predicted model, not a curated record